AUGGCUACUGCAGACGCAGUGUCCGUCUUCGCAGAGGGGACCUUUCAGGAGCAGAUUCGCGAGCUCGUAGACUACAUUGCACGCACUCGAUCCGAGGAAGAACGCCCGCUUUUCGUGCAGCCUUUCGCCGACCUCCUUGAGACCACUGAGGGCCAGAAGCCAAUUGAGGAAGAUGAACCCCGGAGAGCAAAGGUGUUCACCACCGUGUUGGGAGAGGUGAAGGGCUUGGGAGAUGGCGCAGACAAGGAGAUUGAAGGAUUCUUCAACCUCCUUGUCUCACAUUUCGUCAGCUUGCUGCCCCUCGAUGCCCCCGAGACCAAGGACCACCUUGCCGUUCUGCUCCAGACGAUCGCCACCGCCGACCACCAAGCAUUCGUGAAAUAUCGGAUAUUGUCCAAUCUAUACAACGCGCUUCCUCGCCGAUCGAGUCUGCGGCUACCGGUGUACAAGACUCUCCUCCAACUCGCCAGCGACAACGAAGAGAUCGAGCUCCUCAGCCUCGACCGCUCAGACGUGGAGAAGUGGGUUGCUGAAUGGGACGUCCCCUCAGAGGACAAGAGCAGCUUCCUGCAGCUCGUAGCUACGUCCUUCGCCAAGUGCGGGCAACUGGCAACAUCAUACGACUACACCCUCUCAUACAUCCGUUCACUCCCUUCCGACUCCCCCGUCGCCCAGGCCGCCGCAGUCGACGCUAUUGCAGCUGCGCUCCGCCUCCCCUCCCUCUUCGACUUCGACACGCUCUUCCGGUUAGAUGCCGUUGUCGCCGCACAGGAUCAUGAGCUCUUCUCCCUGCUCAGAAUAUUCAUCAACGAGGGUCUCCCCGAGUUCCAGGCAUGGGCGGGUAGUCACGCAGACGCCUUCGCGAAAUAUGAUUUCGACCAGGCACAGCUCGAGCGCAAAAUCCGUCUGCUUGGGCUGACCAGCCUCGCCUACCAAAACAUUGGAAAGGAGCUGUCAUAUUCCACCAUCGCCACUACCAUCCAGAUCGAACCCUCGCAGGUGGAACGAUGGGUUAUUGAUGUCAUCCGUGCUGGCCUGGUCUCAGGCCGUCUCUCGCAAAAGGCACAAACCUGGCACGUCACACGCGCAACUGCACGCUCGUUUGAACGUUCACAGUGGGAGCUCCUCGAACAGCGCUUGCAUACGUGGAAAACAGGCAUCGCGAGCGUGCUCGACGUCGUCGCAACCGCAAGGCGACGAGGCGGCGUUGAGGCCGUGGCGACUGCGACCACCGCUGAGGCACCUGCGGCAGUUCCACAGGCAGCUGCAGCUGCAGCUUGA
This is a messenger RNA of Rhodofomes roseus, 1281 nucleotides long. RefSeq names its product PCI-domain-containing protein. The record is from RefSeq and is a predicted model, not a curated record. The coding region runs from base 1 to 1281 and encodes 426 amino acids. Gene Ontology annotation, biological process: cytoplasmic translational initiation. Gene Ontology annotation, molecular function: translation initiation factor activity. Gene Ontology annotation, cellular component: eukaryotic translation initiation factor 3 complex; cytoplasm. Lineage: Eukaryota; Fungi; Basidiomycota; Agaricomycetes; Polyporales; Fomitopsidaceae. The transcript has 7 exons.